AUGAGUCUAAUACUAGUAAAUUUAGAGUCGAAUCAAAUAAUUGAAUUAGAUUCAAAAAAUUCAUUCGUAUUAGGUCGAAAAACUGUAGAUGAGCUUCACACAAAUCCAUGUUUUUUUACAAGAAAUGGAACACCUCCUGUUUUGCAACUUAAUAAAGAUGAAGAAGAAAUUUUAAAAGUUGGUGAUUGCAUAGGAUUGUUACCUGAUGAUUAUUGGUUCCAGAUAAAAACAAAAGAAAAGCAAAACAACAAAGAAGUUGAAAGUGUACAGUUAUCGAUAAUUGAUCACAAAAGUGGAAUAGAGAAAUUAAAUGAUUAUCGUUUAAACAGCGAAUCAAGUUUUAAAAAUGAAAAUGACACUAAAUUGAAUAUGUGUGAAAACAGUGAUACUUUGUCUUCUUUAAAUAAUAUUAGUUUUGAUAAGAACAAAAGUGAUGUGAUCAAUAUAAAAGAAAUGAGUAGAUCUAAUAGGCUAGGAUCUCCUGAUUUUGAAAAAACUCGAAAAUUACCCUUGCAUAUGUACGAUAUUGACCAUCCUUGUAGUUCAUUACCUUCAUUAAGUCAAAAUUCUAAUAGUAAACAGCUGGAAGAACAUGUUAAGAAAAAAAUUAAAAUAGAACCAAAUAGUGCCUGCUCUUCAAUUGACUGUCCUGCUGCUUCCAUCGAAAAUAAUAAUUCAGGAAGUAAUACUGAUAACUUUGAUUCAUAUGAAUCAAAACCCAUUACAGAAAAUAUUUGUGAAGUUGUACAAAAGACUGAAGAUAAUAUUGUUCAAAUGGUAAAUCCAGGUGAUCUAAACACAUCAAUUAAAGAAUCGAAAGAAAAAAAUAAGACCAAUAAUCUUGAGUUUAGUCAUCCGGGAGAUGCAGAUUUUGUUCCUUAUGAAAACAGGCCCAUGUGUCCAUAUGGUGCAUCAUGUUAUAGAUUAAACAAUAAGCAUAAAGUAGAAUUUCGACAUCCUGCAGGAAAUUCUAAUAAUCAUAAUUUAGAACAAAAUGAAUCUACGUCUUAUACUUGCCGUUCACCAGGUGAGAAACCUCCUUGCAUUUAUGGGAGUAAUUGUUAUCGUCGUAAUUCUACACAUCGCAAACAAUUUUAUCAUCCUCCCGAAGGCUACAUUUGCUGUUUCCAUCAUGAUGAAGACGAAGAAGUAGAAGACCCAUUUUUAACCGAUGGAUCAUCGGAUGAAUAUGUGCCGAUACAAACGGAUGAAGAUUUGAGUGAUUUUAUUGAUGAUGAUUGCUAA
Molecule: messenger RNA, 1245 nt
Organism: Pediculus humanus corporis (human body louse)
Lineage: Eukaryota; Metazoa; Arthropoda; Insecta; Psocodea; Pediculidae
Exons: 5
Coding region: 1-1245 (414 amino acids)
Biological process (GO): double-strand break repair
Cellular component (GO): site of double-strand break; nucleus
Molecular function (GO): DNA-(apurinic or apyrimidinic site) endonuclease activity; 3'-5' exonuclease activity
Source: RefSeq, a predicted model, not a curated record